AUGACGCAACCCAUGGUUGUCGAAGAUCCUGAUCACGGUGUUGGGCUCAAGCAAAUGAAAGAGAUGCCAACCCUGUCCGCCGAAGAAAUACCUCCCACAACUUUCCACUCAUUCCCGAACCUCGCAACAGAACUUCGACUCAAGAUCUGGAAGGCAGCUUGUUUCCCUUACGCAGCCACCAAACGCGGCCUCCACUACAUCAAUCUAGAAUCCAUUGGGGGCAACGAGAUAUCUGGGGAAUUGAUCACGCAGAUGACCGCAAUGGAGAUGAAGGCACUUCAUCCCGAUUUCCAGACCUCGUCAAAUCUCCAGGGGGUUGUCGGACGCGCAAAUAGAUCUGCCUAUAUGUGGGACGCUGGUCUUUGGAAAGCUUGCAGAGAGUCAAGGGAGUUCAUCUCCAGGCAUUUCAAACUAAACAUUUGGGGGUAUAUUCAAGAAAAAGACCUCGACCUCCUCGACUUGGAUGAGUGCCUCAGUAAGGCUUGCCAACUAUACCCCUGGAAGCCGCGGUAUGAAGAAUUGGAGGAGCGACCAGGUCUUGAAAGCUCAGCCCGUAAGCCUGAGCCUUUUCUUCCUACCUGCCUUUUUUCUCGCAACCAAGAGCAUGCAGAGCGCUUUAUGGUCAUGCCAAACCGAGACCUAUUUUGCAUCAAGAGUCUCGACAGAGGGGAUUUACCAGUCACUAUGCAGGCUCCUCGACUUCAUGUUCCCUGUCCCAAUAGCCAGGAAAUCGUCCUACUGCACUCGUUCAAUCUUGUCCUUGAGUUCAACACCAGUUGGCUUGAUGCUUUCCCUAAGAGCUGGAACAAACUCAAGGAGGAAGAGUCAUCGCGAGGCCUGUUUGCGACUUGGGCUGAAGGUUGCAUGAGGGGCCGUGGCAAUGCGCCGUAUAUCUAUCUUCUCAACAAGGCUGCUCGUUGGGGGCCACAUUGGUGGGUGAAAGACGACAUGACUAGUCUUUCAUGA
Fusarium proliferatum ET1 is the source of this 966-nucleotide messenger RNA. RefSeq lists its product as uncharacterized. Lineage: Eukaryota; Fungi; Ascomycota; Sordariomycetes; Hypocreales; Nectriaceae. The transcript has a single exon. Bases 1 to 966 code for a protein of 321 amino acids. The record is from RefSeq and is a predicted model, not a curated record.